UCAAAACUCGUGACCUAUAUUGUAUGCCUCAUGUUUUUUACUGUCUAUAUGUUUAAUCUUUAAAUACCCCACAAAAUCCUAUAUCAGUCGCUCUCUCAUGCAUUAUUCUUGAAUUUUUCAGCUUGGCCUAUAGAACAAUUAUUAAUCUUGUGUUGUAAUUGAAAUAAGAGCCAUAUGGCUAGUUUUUGUAAGAAAUCUAUGAUUCUGUUCCUUUUGGUGGCUAUUAGUUUUUUGAUUUCUUGUUCUAAUGCAACUGGGCUUAAGAAAUUUGAUCACCCAACUAAAGGUAAUGGCAAUGUUAGAUUCUUGGUUAUUGGUGACUGGGGACGUAAAGGUGAUUAUAAUCAAUCUGCUGUUGCUCUCCAGAUGGGAAGAAUUGGAGAGGAAUUAGACAUAGAUUUUGUAGUUUCAACAGGUGAUAAUUUUUAUGAUAAUGGAUUAACAGGGGAAGAUGAUCCAAAUUUUCUAGAGUCUUUUACCAAUGUUUAUACAGCAAAGAGCUUGCAAAAGCAAUGGUAUUCAGUAUUAGGUAACCAUGAUUACAGGGGAGAUGCAAUAGCUCAACUUAGUCCUUACCUUAGGAAAAUUGACAGUAGAUGGAUUUGUUUGAGAUCUUUCUUGAUCAAUGCAGAAAUUGCUGAAAUAUUUUUGGUGGAUACAACUCCAUUUGUGAAAGAGUAUUUUGUGGAAACAGAACAUACUUACGAUUGGCGUAAUGUGAUGCCUCAAAAGACAUAUACAGACAACGUAUUAAAAGAUCUUGAGAAUGCGUUAUGUGAAUCAACAGCAAAAUGGAAAAUAGUAGUGGGACAUCAUGCCAUUAGAAGUGUAGGACAUCAUGGUGAUACUAAUGAACUUGUGGACCGUCUUCUUCCUAUCCUUAGGGCAUAUGAUGUAGAUAUAUACAUGAAUGGCCACGACCAUUGCCUUGAGCACAUCAGUGAUAGCGAAAGCCCCAUCCAAUUUUUAACGAGUGGAGCAGGAUCAAAGGCAUGGAGGGGAGAUGUGAAAUCCUUGAACAGAGAAGGAAUGAAUUUCUUCUAUGAUGGACAAGGUUUCAUGUCUGUCCAAAUGACACCAACUCACGUAGAGAUUGAGUUCUAUGAUGUUUUUGGCAACGUUCUACAUAAAUGGAGUAGGUCUAAGCAACUGCUUCACACAGCUAUUUAGAUUUUGCGUUUUCUGUUUAUUCAGAAACACAAAGGGUAGUUUACGAUAGAGUAUUCGGGUUUUAAGUGCGGCUGAUCUAUUUUAUAUAUGUUGAUGAAGUGAGAAUUCAUUCAUAAUUGAUCGAGAUUGAAUGAUAAAAAUAGAAUCUUGUAAAUAGUUGAAGAUAGAUGUGGAAGAAAUUGGCAAGGCCGAAGAGCCAUUUGGUAUUUUGUCAAUUAGAAUAAAGACAGUCUACUUGAUGUUAGGGUUUAUUGUAGCCCAAGAAUUGUUGUUGUACCUAGUUGUUAAUUUACAAUGUAACAACCAGGAAUUCAAGAACAAAAUGUGUUACGAAGAAAA
This is a messenger RNA of Nicotiana attenuata, 1509 nucleotides long. RefSeq names its product purple acid phosphatase 17-like. The transcript has 7 exons. Gene Ontology annotation, molecular function: acid phosphatase activity; ferric iron binding; ferrous iron binding. The record is from RefSeq and is a predicted model, not a curated record. NCBI's taxonomy places the organism in Eukaryota, Viridiplantae, Streptophyta, Magnoliopsida, Solanales, Solanaceae. The coding region runs from base 175 to 1170 and encodes 331 amino acids.